AUGAGGACUGCGGUCCUGUGGGGCCUGUUGGUCCUUCUGUGUCAGCACACACUGGUUAACAGUCAUGUACUGGGAAGGCCCUCCUCUACCACUGACCUGGCUCAACUGAAGUCUUUACUGGAGCAUUUUGAGGAGACUCUGGUUGAAGCAGCCCAGGAGGAGGCCUCUGAAGCUGACUACGCAGGGACAAACCAAGAACCUGAGCGCAGUCAGACCACUCGAGGAUGGAGCCUCGACCAAGAGGGGUACCAAGAACCUUUGAUACCAGACAGAUCUCAACCAGUCACUGAGGGCCAGAGCAGAGCCAUGAGCCAGAGGAGCCGCCUGCAGGACCUGCUGCUGACUGCCAGGAAACGGGCCUCUGGCUGCUUUGGAGCAAGGAUGGAUCGAAUAGGAAAUGCCAGUGGUCUGGGAUGCAACAAUGGAAGAGGUCAGAAUGGCAGAAAGAAAUCAGAUGAAGUUUAG
Scomber japonicus (chub mackerel) is the source of this 465-nucleotide messenger RNA. It is a transcript of the gene nppa, whose product is annotated as natriuretic peptide A. The record is from RefSeq and is a predicted model, not a curated record. Gene Ontology annotation, cellular component: cytoplasm; nucleus; extracellular region. Lineage: Eukaryota; Metazoa; Chordata; Actinopteri; Scombriformes; Scombridae. The transcript is spliced from 2 exons. Gene Ontology annotation, biological process: receptor guanylyl cyclase signaling pathway; cGMP biosynthetic process; negative regulation of systemic arterial blood pressure. Gene Ontology annotation, molecular function: hormone receptor binding; hormone activity. The coding region runs from base 1 to 465 and encodes 154 amino acids.